CAUUUUCACUCAGAUUUUCAUUUUUCUGCCCAAAUUUCUCAAUUUUUGAUCUUCCCUUUCACUAUUUAUGGUAAUUGAGCUGCUUGAUUUGAGAAAUCUAGUCAGACUCAGAAUGGGACAAGACAUCCGGAUGACAUGACAUCAGAUAUCUGACCUCUGAUAUCGGCGGAGAAGUCAGAAAAAUGUGACCAUGCCAAGUUUAGCGAAGUUUGUUGCUACUCUUUUGGUGGUUUGUUCAUUCAUCAGCUGCCAGACAUCGGAUAAAAAUGAUAAAACGACAGCUGAGGGACUCAAAUGUGAUGAGCUCCGGAUGGGACAAUAUAAAUGUGAUGAACCCAUCAUUGAUUUCAAAACUCAACAGCCGGCCGGCUGCAGCAAAAACAAGCGUUCAGUUCCUGUGAAAUGUUAUCCAGCAGAAGGUGUUGUUUGUAAUGGGGGUGAUGAUUUCUUUACCAAGGAAGUGCCUUGUGAAUGGACGGAAGGUAAAUCCUUUGAGACCGCAUUGCUUCUAUCCAUUUUCCUGGGGAUGUUCGGCAUUGACCGAUUCUACCUCGGAUACCCAGCUUUAGGCUUGUUGAAAUUCUGUACCCUUGGCUUCAUGUUUCUGGGACAACUUGUCGACAUUCUCCUAAUUGCGAUGCAGGUUGUUGGACCAGCUGAUGGAUCUAACUACAUCAUCGACUAUUAUGGUGCUAAGAUUACGAAGGUGAUGCGGGACAAUGACACUGAUCUAUUCUGAACAUUAGCAAUAACUUUUGAGGACGAAGUCAAGCUGUUUGGUUUCAUUGUCUCAAACAAAAUCCACGAGUCAAGAUGUGAGAUUGUUUUUUAUCAAUUAGGACAAAGAGAGACUGCAUUAUUCACGAAUAGAUGAUGAAUUGGUCUGUGGUAUCUGUGUGCAUUGAGUCUAAAAUUGAAGUUCAAAUGUGAUAUGAGCUGACCAUAAACCGAAAAUUCAUGGAUUGAUUUUGGAUGCCUCUGUCCACAGCUGGCAUAUCUGUGUGUUCAGUGAUGCUGCAUUGGAGUGCUUCAAAUGAGACCGUUGUGUAACUCGUUCCAUUGAGACUAUAAAAACUGGUGAUAACAUCAGAAAAAAGGAAAAUCCUACUUCUUCUAUUAUAUCAUCCCUUAUUACAAGAAUAAGAUCACUUAUUUUAUGAAUAUGGGACCUUGGUGCGUGUAUUAUUAUGGCUAUUGUAUAAAUAGAUAUCAAAGCUUUCACAACAUUAUGUAUAUAAAGUUCCUUCAUUCCAAGUAUUUAUUUGUAAUAAAUCGUCUU
Messenger RNA from Lineus longissimus, 1279 nucleotides. RefSeq names its product TM2 domain-containing protein CG10795-like. NCBI's taxonomy places the organism in Eukaryota, Metazoa, Nemertea, Pilidiophora, Heteronemertea, Lineidae. The record is from RefSeq and is a predicted model, not a curated record. The transcript has 7 exons. The coding region runs from base 191 to 739 and encodes 182 amino acids.